Messenger RNA from Penicillium verrucosum, 951 nucleotides. RefSeq lists its product as uncharacterized. Bases 1 to 951 code for a protein of 316 amino acids. Lineage: Eukaryota; Fungi; Ascomycota; Eurotiomycetes; Eurotiales; Aspergillaceae. Gene Ontology annotation, molecular function: glutamine synthetase activity. The transcript has 4 exons. The record is from RefSeq and is a predicted model, not a curated record.
AUGUCGAGCCCCGCGGACCUCGAGGUCACAGCCGAGAAUGUCGCCGAGAUCCUCAAGAGUGAUACAAAAGUGAAGGUGGCAGGAGUGGAUGUGGAUGGCAUUCUGCGCGGAAAGCUCAUGAAGAAAGACAAGUUCUUAUCUAUCAUCACCGAGGGAUUCGGCUUCUGCUCUGUCAUCUUCGGCUGGGAUCAACAUGAUGCGACGUAUUAUAAAGAGUUGGCCAUCAGCAACAAGGAGAACGGAUACCGCGACCUUGUCGCAGUCCCAGAUUUACGCAGUUUCCGUCGCAUCCCUUGGGAGAACAAUGUCCCCUUUUUCCUCAUCAGCUUUUUGGAUCCAGACACACGGGAGCCGGUGUGCGCCUGCCCGCGAGGACUGAUCAAGACUGCGGCAGCUAAAGCCGAGGCGGCGGGAUAUCGGGCGAUGGCAGGAGCGGAGUAUGAAUUCUAUCAAUUUCGCACGCCGGGCAACCAUGCUAGCCCCGAACAAGGCGCAUCUGCAACAGCCGCCUUCCUCCAGUCCAACCCGGUCGAUGCGUUACCACCUGUGACAGAAGGAAUGUUUGGUUAUUCCCUCACUCGGCCCCUCCACAACCAGGAUUACUACUAUGGUAUCUUCGACGCCUGCGAGCAGUUCCGAUGCGAUAUUGAAGGGUGGCAUACUGAAAGUGGACCUGGAGUCUAUGAAGCUGCAUUACAAUUUGGGGAAGCGAAGGAUAUGGCUGAUAAGGCGGGGCUGUUCAAAUACGUCGUCAAAGCAUUCGGAAUCAAGCACGGCAUUACCCCAUGCUUCAUGGCCAAACCCCGACAAGGCCUUCCAGGGAACAGCGGACACAUGCACAUCUCCCUCGUCACAGCCGACGGAAAGAAUGCCUUUAUUCGCGAUACCCCCGAUUCAUCCCCCUCUACCCUGAUAUCGCUCAUCUGUCCGACUUGGGGCGACACUUCCUAG